Molecule: messenger RNA, 4399 nt
Organism: Strongylocentrotus purpuratus (purple sea urchin)
Lineage: Eukaryota; Metazoa; Echinodermata; Echinoidea; Camarodonta; Strongylocentrotidae
Product: peptide chain release factor 1-like, mitochondrial
Exons: 8
Coding region: 144-1859 (571 amino acids)
Biological process (GO): translational termination
Molecular function (GO): translation release factor activity
Source: RefSeq, a predicted model, not a curated record
CUGCGGACAUGACAUACAGUAUAAACAACGAUAUAAAUUAAGAGACCGGUGUCUCUUUUUUGCCAAUCUGGUUUGCUGCCGAGUCAGGGUUAUUAUAUCCGAGAAUUGAGAACAAUCUCGAUGAGUUGUGAUCGUGUGAAAACAUGGCGACGUCCAUAGCGCUACUCUGCGGGCGGAUGUGUAUCCAAGAUCUACCUAAAAGGAUGUCUUGUUCACGUGUACAGAUGUUAAACAGCAGUAUGCACACCACACAUAUCACCAGACGCACAUGCAGACUUGUUUCUACAAGUAGCCUUAAUCAACAGGUGUUUCCAACACACUACCAUCAUCAGCAUUUGCCAAGGCCCAGGGUAUUUCUUCGGACCUGUACAAAGACACAUGGAGCGGAGCCUAAUAUGCUAAUUACUUGCCACACUGUGUGGAUUAAAUCAGUAUUUUCACAAAGUACAUCAGAAACUUCCAAACAACAUUUUUCUUGCAUGGAUUUGAAACAAAUCAAACAACUAUCACAUCAUUUUCUUAAGAACCUUAUUCUUUUUCCUUUGGCACAUCAAAAUGCAAGUACACAAUGUAGACUGAUGUAUCACCAUUUCUCAACAAGAGCAUCGUAUUCUACAUUGAAAGGUGAUCAUGUUAGAAGUAAUUACCAGUCUCCACUCAGUGCCCUUUACCGAAUGCAGGCCUAUGGAUCUAGUGCUGGGAACAAGACUGGUGAUCCCCUCUCCCCCAAGAGCCCAGAGUUCAGAUGCUACAUGGAUCAUCUGACAAAGGAGCACCAGGCCAUCUCAGAGUCACUUCAGAGAGGGGAUCCCAUGUCAGAUUCUAAGCAGAAGGAGCUAAGAGGAUCCUUGAUGGAGCUGGGAGCUGUGCUUGAUAAAUGGGAGGAGCUAACGUCAGCUGAAGAAGAGAUUACAGAGCUUCAACGUCUUAUUGAAGAACCAUCAGAUACCAGUCAAGAUAAGGAGAUGCAGGAGUUAGCAGCAGCUGAGAAGGACGACCUCGACGCCAUGAUUGCUGAUAUAUCAGAAGAGUUGGUUGACCUACUGUUGCCCUCGGAGGAAACGGACGAUAACGAUGUCAUCAUGGAGUUCACGGCAGGGGUCGGAGGUCAAGAGGCCAUGUUGUUUGCGGCAGACAUGUUUGAGAUGUACCAGCGUUACGCAGCUUACAGGGGAUGGACGUUCAGCGUCUUAGAGUACUUCACAACAGAUAUGGGUGGUUUAAGACAUGCUAGUGUUAGUAUGAGCGGUGACCAGGCAUACCUGCUUCUAAGGCAGGAGGCAGGGGUGCACCGAGUACAGAGGGUACCAAGGACAGAGAGCAAGGGGCGUAUACACACCAGCACCAUGGCUAUAGCGGUGCUACCACAACCUAAAGAGAUUGAUCUGAAACUGGACCCUAAAGAUUUGAGGGUGGAGACCAAGAAAGCUAGUGGAGCGGGAGGACAGCAUGUGAACACAACUGACAGUGCUGUCAGAAUUACUCAUCUACCAACAGGCAUCUCGGCUGAGAGUCAACAAGAACGUUCCCAGCACAAGAAUCGUUCCAUUGCCAUGACGAUGCUCCAGACUCGUAUCUACAACCGCAUCCUAGCAGACCAGACCAGCUCCGAGCGAUCAAUGCGCAGUUCCCAGGUCGGCACAGGAGGGCGUUCUGAGAAGAUCCGAACCUAUAACUACCAGCAGGACAGGAUCACUGACCAUCGUAGAGGGCGCACCGUCCAUGGUGUGCCAGAGUAUCUUCUGGGCUCGGAACUCUUAGAUGAGAUGGUGACUAGCUGUGUGGAAGGCGAUCAGUGCCAACAAGUCAGAGAAAGGAUUCUAGAGGUUUAUGAUAAGAACAGAGAUAGUGGAAGAUAAUAAAGGAUCUUAUAAUGAAUACCGAUGCUUAUAUCAUCCGCAGCAUUCAUGGUCUGUUCUUGCUUUCUGACCUCUCAGAUAAGAUGGUUGUAUAGAAGGCGAUCAGUGCCAAGAAUUCAGAGAAAGCAUUCGAGAGGUUUAUGAUAAGAACAGAGAUACAUGUAGUUGAACAUGAGAAAGGAUGUGAUAAUGACCACUUAUAUCAGGCGCAUCGUUCAUGGUCUGUCACAGUAUGUCUUGCUUUCUGACCUCUUAGACGAGAUGGUGACGUGCUGUAUGGAAGGCGAUCAGUGCCAACAAGUCAGAGAAAGGAUUCUAGAGGUUUAUGAUAAGGACAGAGAUAAAUGUAGUUGAAGAUGAGAAAGGAUUUGAUAAUGACCACGUAUGCCUAUACCCGGCGCACCUUUCUUGGCCUGUACUUGCUUUUUGACCUCCCAGAUGAGAUGAUUGUAUAGAAGGCGAUCAGUGCCAAGAAUUCAGAGAAUGCAUUCUAAAGGUUGCUGAUAAGAACAUGGAUAAAUGUAGUCGAAGAUGAGAAAGGAUAUGAUAAUGACCACUUAUAUAUGGCGUAGCGUUCAUGGUCUGUCACAGUAUGUCUUGCUUUCUGAUAUCUCAAAUGAGAUGGGUGUAUGGAAGGCAAUCAGUGCCACGAAGUCCAAGAGAGGAUUCCAGAGGUUUAUUAUAUGAACAGAGAUACAUUGCGAUCAGUAUAGAGGCCACUUGACAUUGGAAUUGGCGUGACAUAGAACGUGUGACAAAGGACCACUCGUGAUAAUUUACUGGUUUGGAACUUUAGCUCAAUUGUUGGCAAAUCGUAUGCGACCUGAUCAACCCCAUUCAAAACGUUACCACUUCUCUCCUCUAUAAUAUUUGUCCGGAACUUUAUCCUGCUUAUCUCAAAUUAGAGCCUUGUACUCUCUUGUAUAAAGACCACUGUUAUAUCUAAUUUUUGCAGUGAUUUUCCUACUCAUUAUUAAAAUAGUAGGAUAAAAGGAACUGGACAUAGUUGCCAGUUCCUUUUAUCCUACUAUUUUUACCUUGUACAGCAAGAUAUAUAAAUUAGGCCCUGAGUCUACGGAAUGUACACCACAAGGUACAGGGUUCGAAUCCUGCCAUGGCACUAAUGUCCUUUGGCAAGACAUUAAUCUGCAUUUGCCACACUCAACCCAGGUGUAGUAAGUGGGUACUUGGUAGGAUGCAUUCCUUGAAUGCACUGAGCACUGCGGUUACCAGAGCUCAAGUCGGGGUAGGAAAAUCUUAAAGUCCUUUAGAAACGCAUAGUGGCGUUAUAUCAUAAUGUGAUAUGCAUUAUACUACAACAGAACAUUAUUAGUGUUUUUCUUUGGUCUUAUGUAGUGUAUAGUGUAGUACUUUCUAGUUCACAUGAGCUCUGUUUAAUUACCACAAAAGUGUUGAACAACUAUGAAUUGGCCAUUUUUGUAAUGAAGUUUCAUUUAAUGCAUAGGCCUUUGUUAAAGGACCCGUUUACUACCGUAUUCAAAUUGUGUGCAUACAAAGGUUGCUCUUGACAACCUGCAAACAUGCCUGAGGCUUGUCCAACAUAGCAACAUGUGAUGUAAGCAGACUGGAUUAUAAGUACUGUAGUUCGUUCAUUAAUAACAGGUUAAUGGAAUAAAUCGUUGGUAAGUCGCCAGGAAAGAAACAUCCAUACAUCUGAAUAUGUUAGUAAACCAAUCCAUUGUCUCGUAUUGUUGAGAAAUAUUUAGAGAAGUAAGAAUGAGGAAAGGUAACAUGACGGAUAACGACAUAUCCAAGAUAGCGGUAGGUGAUGGGAAGGAAAGUAAAAUAACGAGUGAAUACAUAAGCAGAGAUGCCAACCAGUACGAUUAAAUCGUAUUUAGUAAGAUAUUAAGUGUGAAAUACGAUCAUACGAUAUCACCUCUUAAAAUACAAUUUUUCAUUUAUUUUUUUUAACCCAUAACAAAAAAAAUUGCAUAGAAACAUGUACAAGUAAACCACCGCAACCUCAACCAAAAUUUUGCUUUACAAUUUUCUCAUUAUUUUUUAAUAAAAGAGCAAACAUUUUAUUUGAACGUACUUACCAGCAACACAUUUUUCUGCAAUUUUACUAGCACGGGGCCGACAGGCCGGUGGUAGUGUUGAGUUUUCGUGAAAAUCUUUUUUUUUUUUGUAGGAUACUAAGUCUGUUUUUUUUGUGUCAAGAGGUUGGCAUCUCUGCAUAAGGGUGAAUGGGUGAAAGGAAUGACUGAAAAGAAUGAAUGAAAAAUGAAAGAAGGAGGAGAAGAUGAAGAAGGAGGAGAAGAAGGUAUUUGUUUCAGUAGCUUAUAACAGUUAUCCCCCCUUCCUUAUGCUCUGUGUGUAGUAGCAAUGUAUCAAAGCAACAAAUCAACACUUCAAAAGCAUUUAUCUUUCAAUACGUCAAGCCUGAAUAAACAUUGUAAAGAUAAACCGAAUCGGGCCUUUCUUUUUAAUAAAGAGCGUUGUUUAUAGAAAUAUCAAGAUUACCGUCGUUCAAACAAGCAGGCCCUAUUUGCAUUUAAAAAUAAAAGAAGGAAAAA